Zingiber officinale is the source of this 552-nucleotide messenger RNA. RefSeq lists its product as uncharacterized. Lineage: Eukaryota; Viridiplantae; Streptophyta; Magnoliopsida; Zingiberales; Zingiberaceae. The transcript has a single exon. Bases 1 to 552 code for a protein of 183 amino acids. The record is from RefSeq and is a predicted model, not a curated record.
AUGGACAAGAGGCGAUGCUACAGUGCGGAGCGGCUCCUUGCGUCGCCGGCGGAAUUCGGCGACGGCGGCGGCGGCGCCGAUCUUCCAGACCUCUCCGAGGACGACGUCUGGCCCGCCUUCUCCGACGAUCACUCAUCGGCGGAAAUCGACGACGACUACCAUCGCUGGCCGCGGACGGACCGCGGCGGCGAUGGUCGGUGGGCCGAUCGGCACGUCGGCGGGCUUUCCCUCGCCUUCGAGGAAGCCUACCGCGGGACGGCCGCCCCGCCGCGGCGGGAGAAGCGGAUCCCGGCGGCGGCAUCUGCGCCGGUCGACGUUCCUGCCUGGCCGCGACAUCUCCGGGCCGGAUCAGGCGGUCCGCCUCCGGAUCCGGAGGUGGAGGAGGACUCAUCGGAGACGGAGUGGCUCCCCCCGCACGAGUACCUGGCGCGGGAGCACGGGCGGAGCGCCGCGACGUCCUCGGUCUUGGAAGGCGCCGGGCGGACGCUCAAAGGUCGCGACAUGAGCCGGGUUCGCGACGCGGUCUGGAGCCAGACCGGCUUCUUCGGUUGA